UGGAGAUGGACGCAAUGGCUCUGCCUGUGAUCUCACAGAUACCAUAAUAUGACAGAUACAAUGAUGCGAUGUCUAUCUAAGUCUAUGUGUUGCAGCGGACGUUUUCCAGAAGGAAACGUUCAGGGAAUGACGUCCAAUGAUACAGACGGGAUGGAUUUCAACCCAAGAGGAAGGGGAAAGCACCUAUGUCUGCCGAUCAACUAGAGCAAUCUGUAAAAUAUAUAUUGCUCUCAUCGCAAUAAGUAGCCACAUUUGUAUUGUGUCUUGGAAUUUUCGGCAACUGCAUGCGCCCAGUGUUUGGACCAAAUCCGGACUGUUGGGGAGUUUUGCGCCUGCUUUUGCACGCUAAACAAAACAACGAACGAGGACUUGGCUGCGCAGAACACACAUCCAGCCACGAUUAGUAACUAUUUAGCUAGUUAUGUAGAUUGCUUUUGGCAGGUUUGCCUGGGUACAUAACUACAUUGGUUUAUUUGCAUGUUUGUGAAGAAAAGCUCAAACAGAUUGGUCGGUCUAAGGAGAGAAUGAUAGGGGUUUGAGAAAUUCAGAGUUUUGUCCCCGGCUUGUACGUUAGCUACUGCUAGCUACCGAGUUAGCAAAUGCCAAAGGGCCUAUUUAGCAAGCAUUUUCAAACCUUUCCAGCGUUUGAGAGUUAUGACAUGACUGCAGUACAGUACUUACCUGUUUGCUGGAUUGCUACUAUUCAUACACACGCUAAUAUUCGUGAAUAGGGUCUUUACUUCCACACUCCGUGAGGGACGGAGCAAGGAUAUGGGGAAGCGUUGCUCAGCCGACUACUACUGUCACUCCUCCAGGAUUUCGAAUCAGGAGAGCCCGGGUCGGUUGUUUGGACUCACGGAUAACCAGCUAGCUACAUGGACUCACUGACAAGUAACUGCUGUUUCAUUUCAAGCCAUAUUUGCAGUUUGAAUCAAGUAGCUCGCUAUCGACAAAUUAUUUGGCGUGCCUCACCCACAAUAUUGUGCUGAGGACCACACCAUUUGACCAGACCAGUCAACUCGUUACCAGUCGUGAAAGGGCAAGAACAGAAACGACGCGCAAAAUGAACUAUCAGCAGCACCUUGCAAACUCGGCUGCCAUUCGGUCUGAGAUCCAGAGGUUCGAAUCCGUCCAUCCAAACAUCUACUCCAUAUAUGAACUGCUGGAGCGCGUGGAAGAGCCCAUCCUGCAGAAUCAGAUUCGAGAACAUGUCAUCGCCAUUGAAGACUCCGCAUACCCUGAUCUCUGUAUUCUGCUGCAUUUGUUCCUGCUAAAUCACAUCCAUCCCCAGACAGCAGUACAGCACUACAUCACACUGCUCUCCCCCACAUUCUGACUGCUGAGGUGAGGAAGGAACUGACACAAUGUUCUGUUUCCCAGUAAAAUAAUAGUUUUUUAGUUUUUGCUGACCAGUUUUGCAUUGUUCUGUUGGCACCAAGUGGCUGGUUCAGUAAUGUUCUCAGUUCAUCAG
Messenger RNA from Oncorhynchus keta (chum salmon), 1471 nucleotides. It is a transcript of the gene agap1, whose product is annotated as ArfGAP with GTPase domain, ankyrin repeat and PH domain 1. Lineage: Eukaryota; Metazoa; Chordata; Actinopteri; Salmoniformes; Salmonidae. The transcript has 2 exons. The coding region runs from base 1064 to 1336 and encodes 90 amino acids. The record is from RefSeq and is a predicted model, not a curated record.